UGCUUUUGACAGGAAAAGGAAGCAAAGAAAGAAGGUUUCAGGAAGUAUCUGGAGGCCAGUGGAGUUCUUGAUGCUCUAACCAAAGUCCUUGUUGCACUAUACGAGCAGAAUGACAAACCUUCUUCAGCUCUUGAAUUUGUCCAGCAAAAGUUAGGCGGUCCAUCACUGUCUGAAUAUGAAAAGCUACAAACCGAGUUAUCAGAUCUGCAAAUCAAGUAUAAUGAACUUAUAAAAGAAAACCAAGAAAGAUGCAGAGAGUUGGAGGAAUUGAAACACACACAAGUAGAAGCAUCAGCUAAUAAGGAGUUUGAUGUAGGAAAUACUCAUGAUGAAGAACUCAAUACAGAUGUAGUAAAGUGUUAAAAAUGCCUUAAAGACUUCAAUUCUUUUGAAUACUGAAGCUGUUGUAAUCUCAU
Solanum verrucosum is the source of this 416-nucleotide messenger RNA. RefSeq lists its product as uncharacterized. The annotation marks the transcript as partial. The record is from RefSeq and is a predicted model, not a curated record. NCBI's taxonomy places the organism in Eukaryota, Viridiplantae, Streptophyta, Magnoliopsida, Solanales, Solanaceae. Gene Ontology annotation, cellular component: nucleus. Gene Ontology annotation, biological process: regulation of DNA-templated transcription. Gene Ontology annotation, molecular function: transcription coactivator activity. The transcript has 4 exons.